GUGACGCAGAUCACCACAGUUUUGAAUAAGUUGACAGAAAAGAUGGGUGUGGAGUCUCUGGUGGCUGUGGGGAAGCCGCCCAAGAAGCGCACGCCCAAGAAUGCCCAAGUACCGCCAACGCUUCAGAAGAUUCGGGAAUAUCUGAAGUACAUGCGGGUCAAUCGUCUCAAGGUCACAGAGGAGCAAGUGCAGGAGAAGCUGCGCGGCCUCCUCUCGAGAACCACGGCAGCCUCGACGUGGUUGAAUGGGGGACCUGCUGCCGAGAAGGUGCAGGAUACGAAGCUGGUCGUACACUCUCAGCCGUGGGGAGCGGCUAAGAUCGUCAAGGCCGCGAAUAUCAGGACGACGACGCUGGAGGGCCCUGCAGUCAUCGCGUGCCAGUCGCCCACAGAGUACGAGCAGGCCACGCAGUGGCUCGGCUCCAUCAAAGGGCUACCCACGGGCUUGAAGGACGAUGAGGUCUCAACCGCACCCCCCUUGGCCACGGCGGCACUACGACUCACGAUUGCGGAGGCGUUCGCCGACGAUGCUACGUAUGCGACGGUCAAGGAGAAACCAGUGGCGAUGGCGACGGUACUAUUUCCUCAAGUGCUGGCAGCCAAGAUUUUGAAGGUCAAGGGAGCAGUCAACUAUCAGACGGAGUCGACUGCGAUUAUUCUUGUGCGAGAGAAUGACACAGAGGCAUUCUUGAAGUGGGCCGCCCCGCCAGGGGUAUUUUUGAAUAGACAAUCCAGUAAGCUGGUGCCAGUGUGGCACAAACUACGCGAGGGCGAGAACAUGAUGACGUACUUCACCAGGGUGACUGCUGCAGCCGCCCAGGUCGAGGGCCGCUUGGUGUACCGCCCGUCGGACAACGCAUCCUUAGGAAUCUUAUCGCAGAAGCCCAUGGCAGCGGAUAUCCAACCUCGAUGGUACUUGCAGAAGUGCCCUGAGCACUGGUCAUCAUCCCAGGAGGUCGAGGAGUGGGCCAAA
Prorocentrum cordatum is the source of this 972-nucleotide messenger RNA. The record is from the annotation of a GenBank genome assembly. NCBI's taxonomy places the organism in Eukaryota, Dinophyceae, Prorocentrales, Prorocentraceae.